UGCUCGCUCUAGGACCCGGUGACUCUUCUUACGUCUUUUGGCUACUUGAUGCUCUCGUCUGUGUGGACUUCAUACAAGCCCACAGAUGACCAGCACAGUAUACAGGUGGUGUCUCUAGAUACGCCGGAUCGUGUCCAAAUAAAUAAUCACAAAGGAAAACAUAUCACAAGUAUCUGUACUGCGAACGUGCUCAUCCAUGUGUUUGCGCACCGCCUGCGGGAACAUCACGCAUGAGACAACGCUGGAAGGGCGGGAACUUUAUUAGGCUACUUUAUCUCAAAGAAGCUUAACUUUAACAGAGAGUGACUUCUUUGUCAGGAUUAGCUCAACAAUGAACCAUCAUGGAUUUCUAAUCUACCUUUCUGUUAUGGCUUUUUGGCGAACACGUUCUGGUGUAGAGGUGUCAGGCUCAGAUGCCUUUAAAAACAACAUUACGCUCUUCACUCGGAUUUUGGACCGACUGCUUGAUGGCUAUGACAACAGGUUGAGACCUGGUCUCGGAGACCGAGUAACAGAAGUGAAGACUGAUAUCUACGUUACCAGUUUUGGGCCAGUAUCGGAUACAGACAUGGAAUACACAGUGGAUGUGUUUUUUCGCCAGCGCUGGACCGAUGAGCGGCUAAAGUUUCACGGGCCAAUGAACAUCCUGCGUCUCAACAAUCUGAUGGCCAGUAAAAUCUGGACCCCAGACACUUUUUUUCACAACGGCAAGAAGUCUGUGGCUCACAACAUGACUAUGCCCAACAAACUUUUACGGAUUAUGGAGAAUGGAACUCUGCUUUACACUAUGAGGUUGACAGUUCAAGCUGAAUGUCCAAUGCAUCUUGAAGACUUUCCAAUGGAUUUUCACUCCUGUCCACUUAAAUUUGGCAGCUAUGCUUAUACUCUGUCAGAGGUGACAUACGUUUGGACACGAAAUGCCACCUUAUCUGUUGAAGUAGCUCCGGAUGGAUCUAGACUCAACCAGUAUGACCUAAUGGGACAGACGGUUGGUAAAGAAACCAUCAAGUCCAGCACUGGUGAAUAUACAGUGAUGACGGCCCAUUUCCAUUUAAAGAGGAAGAUCGGAUACUUCGUCAUCCAGACAUAUCUGCCCUGCAUUAUGACAGUCAUCCUAUCCCAGGUCUCUUUCUGGCUCAACCGAGAAUCCGUCCCAGCACGCACAGUGUUUGGUGUGACAACAGUGCUAACCAUGACCACUCUGAGCAUCAGUGCUCGCAACUCUUUGCCAAAGGUGGCUUACGCCACGGCCAUGGACUGGUUCAUUGCUGUGUGCUACGCUUUUGUUUUCUCUGCUCUCAUCGAGUUCGCCACUGUAAACUACUUCACCAAGCGCGGCUGGGCCUGGGAUGGCAAGAGCGUUGUCAGUGAUAAGAAAAACGAGACAUCGGUGGUGAAAAAGAAUAACGCUUAUGCAGUUGCUGUGGCAAACUACGCGCCUCACAUUGCUAAGGACUCGGCACUCCCCACCGUCUCUAAGAGCGUCACAACGGAGGCCAAUAAAGCUCAACCGGUGGCUAAAGAGGCAAAAAAGACCUUUAAUAGCGUCAGCAAGAUUGACCGUAUGUCACGCAUCAUCUUCCCGGUGCUUUUUGGCAGCUUUAACUUGGUUUAUUGGGCCACGUAUCUGAACAGAGAACCUGUUAUUAAGAACAUGGUCUCGUCGCAAUGACUCAUGAGCUACCUAAAGUGCAUACAAAAUAGUAUGAAAAUAACAGCCGUAUUUAUUGACAAAAACACAUGGUCUGUUUAAAGAAAAAAAAACCUUUUGUACAAAUUUUUCCAGUGUGUACUUUAAAAGAUGUAUCACAUUAGUUUAAGUCCUUUUUUUAAACCUGACCUGAGACCUAUAUACAUUUAGCUCACAGGUACGAUGUGUCUUGUCAUGAUAAAAAUGCUUUUUUGUUGUGUUAAAUGAAUUGUGUACAACAUAUGAAGAGUUCAGAUGCUAAAACUUCUAAGUGCAUCUGACAUGAUGUUUUCUUGAAAAUUAGCUUUUUUUAAUCAGGCUUAUGUUUAGGUUAAAUAAUUUCACUUUUUGGAAGGGUUAUGAGUCAGUAAUUGAAAUGCCAUAUUUUUACAAAUGUAACUUUAGUCAUUUCAUUGGUAUUUAACAAAUUUGACUGUCUUUCGCUGCAAAAUCCUCUAAGUGCAUGCAAGCUUUCUUUGCAAAACCUCCACUUCUUUAGACAAGACAAAGUAAACAGCUGCAAAAUCUAGAAACAUUGCAAAAGAUGAGACUCAAAAUGUGCUGUAAUCAAUGUCACUGCCACAUUCGAUUUGAACGCCGUCAUUCAUCCAAUUCUUCUUUUGGGCACUUAGAGGACUUUGUUGAAAAAUCGAUGUAGUGAAUUCUGCCAACAAGAUUUUUGCGGUAUUUCUAAAUGGCCUGAAGCCGGGAUUAAGCAGAUUUGAAGUGAAGGAAUUUGAUGAAUGUAUAAGAGGUACUUAUCCCAUUUGGUUUAUAUAAACUAACCUAAAGGAUUAUUAGGAACAUAAUAUUAAUACUGUGUUUGACCCCCUUUCGCCUUCAGAACAGCCUUAAUUCUACAUGGCAUUGAUUGAACAAGGUGCUGAAAGCAUUCUUUAGAAAUGUUGGUCCAUGUUGAUAGGAUAGCAUCUUGCAGUUGAUGGAGAUUUGCGGGAUGCACAAAGCUCCCGUUCCACCACAUCCCAAAGGUGCUUUAUUGGGUUGAGAUCUGGUGACUGUGGGGGCCAUUUUAGUACAGUGAACUCAUUGUCAUGUUCAAGAAACCAAUUUGAAAUGAUUUGAGCUUUGUGACAUGGUGCAUUAUCCUGCUGGAAUUAGCCAUUAGAGGAUGGGUACAUGGUGGUCUUAAAAGGAUGUACAUGGUCAGAAACAAUGCUCAGGUAGGCUGUGGCAUUUAAACAAUGCACAAUUGACACUAAGGGGCCUAAAGUGUGCCAAGAAAACAUCCUGCACACCAUUACACUACCACCACCAGCCUGCACAGGUAACAAGGCAUGAUGGAUCCUUGUUUUCAUUCUGUUUACGCCAAAUUCGGACUCUACCAUCUGAAUGUCUCAACAGAAAUCGAGACUCAUCAGACCAGGCAAUAUUUUUUCAGUCUUCAACUGUCCAGUUUUGGUGAGCUUGGGCAAAUUCUAGCCCUUUUUCCUAUUUGUAGGGAGAUGAGUGGUACCCGGUGGGGUCUUCUGCUGUAGUAGCCCAUCCGCCUCAAGGUUGUGCGUGUUGUUGCUUCACAAAUGCUUUGCUGCAUACCUCGGUUGUAACGAGUGGUUAUUUCAGUCAAAGUUGCUCUUUUAUCAGAUUGAAUCAGUCGGCCCAUUCUCCUCUGACCUCUAGCAUCAACAAGGCAUUUUCGCCCACAGGACUGCAGCAUACUGGAUGUUAUUUCCUUUUCACACCAUUCUUUGUAAACCCUAGAAAUGGUUGUGCGUAAAAAUCUAAGUAACUGAGCAGAUUGUGAAAUACUCAGACUGGCCCGUCUACAACAAUGCCACGCUCAAGAUUGCUUAUAUCUUUCCCAUUCUGACAUUCAGUUUGGAGUUCAGGAGAUUGUCUUGACCAGGACCACACCCCUAAAUGCAUUGAAGCAACUGCCAUGUGAUUGGUUGAUUAGAUAAUUGCAUUAAUGAGAAAUUGAACAGGUGUUCCUAAUAAUCCUUGAAUGUAUAUAUGUAAUUUUGAUAUAUUAGCACCUUUAGCAUCUGAGCUCCUCAUAUGAUAGCUCUGUUGUUUUGUCAUGGCUGCACUACAAUCCGUAAAACAAAUUACAGCACUUUUUAAUGACAUAUGUAGCAUUUUAAAGCACUUUAUUUUUUGCAUUCAAUUAGUGUGCAUAUUAGUUUUUCAUGUACUCUCCUGUGCUGUGCAUAUUAAUGCUGCACCUUAUUUGUAGCCGUAAGCAAUGUGUUAUCAACUAAACGAUUCAGUGAUUUUCUUUGAAGCACCAAAUGUAUUGUCCUAAACAAGUGUUGUUGUGCCAUUCAAUGGACACUUUGAUCAGUGAGCACAAUCUACUGUGAAAUUGCACUCUUCAAUUUACUGUAUGUGGGUACAUUUGGAUUAUGCUUUGGAUAAAAUGAACAUGGGUUACUGAAAUGCUUAUAUGUAACUCAAAUAUGAAGCUCCAUGCCAAACUACUUAUUGAACAUGGAUGUCCACGUUAGGUUUAUGCACAAAUGGCAUUGUUUAUGUGGUAUAAUUCGGUAUAUUAUGUACAUGUUAGCGUCAUGUUUAAUACAGGUUGUAUUGGGCUUCUCUGUGACUAGUGAUGCAAGAUAAAAUUAUAUUAAUGAAAACCAAUUUUUGAUUUACUGUAUGCUAAAUAAAUCAUAAUUUUAAUACUAGAAUCGACAAUCCUGCCAAAUAUAAGUGCUUGAAAGUGCUGCUGUGAGCUUACAUUUUACUGUUCUCAGUCUUCUCUUUGGGCAGUGGGACAGCUUUCUGUUCGACUAAAAUAAAGUAUUGUCAAUGCCAACAA
Messenger RNA from Misgurnus anguillicaudatus (oriental weatherfish), 4469 nucleotides. RefSeq names its product gamma-aminobutyric acid type A receptor subunit alpha2a (gene gabra2a). NCBI's taxonomy places the organism in Eukaryota, Metazoa, Chordata, Actinopteri, Cypriniformes, Cobitidae. Gene Ontology annotation, biological process: monoatomic ion transmembrane transport. The record is from RefSeq and is a predicted model, not a curated record. Gene Ontology annotation, cellular component: membrane. Gene Ontology annotation, molecular function: extracellular ligand-gated monoatomic ion channel activity; GABA-A receptor activity.